GCCGCGAGCCAAUACCAGCCCCUCGACACGUUGUUCCAUCUCCAAGAACAAGACUUCGUUCUUGCGUUCUCGCAUUCUCUCGCAUUGUUCCGUGACGACAUCUCGAACAGUUCCUGUCAUCGAGAGCCGACCGUCUCUCCAACCUGGAUGAGUCCGGGGUAGUCUCGCUCCUGCCAUCUGACAUGAUCAACAAGACCGAUGUAGAACAAAAGCAAUGGCUGCAAAUAUAGCAGGCACCUCGCCAUUGUCAGAGAGCAAUCUCAUCCGCCCGGUGGCCUGCAAACGAUGUAGGGGUCGUCGCACGUAUUGUUCUAAGGAGCAACCCAUCUGUGCGAGUUGCAAAGAAGGCAGAUACGAAUGUGUUUACGAAUCUGGUCGGAAGAUACAAGUCUCAGAAAGUUAUCUGCGAGAGCUCGAAGCUAGACUCAAGUCAUAUGAGGCAGGCUCAGCAGCGACAAACAGUCAGCCUACUUGUAUCAAUGCAAAGACCGAUCCGGAGCUUGAUGUCAACCCUCUCAUGGACAACUUCGCUAAUCUCGUCAUGAGUCCUUCUGGCAAACAUCACUAUUUAGGCAGCUCUUCGUCGACCAUCCUUAGUAGAAGAUUCCGGGAUAUCGUUGGCAUUACAAAUCCUGGGUUUGACCUCGAUCGGGAGUAUUCGACGUAUAAUCAUUCUGCGCUAAGGCUCCGACGCCUUUCAAUCGUCGACAAUGUUAUGCUGCCGCCCGCUGCGUUUGCCAGACGUCUCUACAUGGCUCAGCAUUCGUACAUCGGCACUAUCUUUGCGUUCUGUACGCCAGAGGUGUUUGAAGAACAACUUCAACAGGCAUAUCGUGGUCUGCCAGAUGUUGGAGAUAGGGAGGCUUGCCUCGCGUACUGCCAGACACUGUUGGUACUGGCCUUCGGUCAGCUAUACUCUGUAAAUCAGUGGUCUGGCUUCGACGGACCCCCUGGGUUCGACUUCUUCACGCAAGCUCUACAGUAUCUGCCAGAUAUGUACGAAGAAGGGUCUGUCCUGUUCGUGGGCGUCUUGGCCCUGAUAGGAUACUUCAUGCAAAAUCUUAAUCGGAGAGAUGCCGCAUUCUUAUAUGUGGGUACAGCGUUGAGAAUGGCUAUAUCGCUUGCAUUGCAUCAAGAGGUGCCAGAUCCGCGUCUCGACCAAGCGAGCAAAGAGCAACGCCGUCGUAUCUGGUGGAGUGUAUACAGUCUGGAUCGCAUUCUGUGCGUGAAGAGUGGUAACCCUCUUACCAUUGACGAUCAGGAUAUCGCUGUGAAGCUCCCAAGCAGGCUCACCAACGAGCCAGAAUACUGUCCUGCCGUUUGCUUGCGGCAUUACACUCAACUAUCACGAAUCCUCGGACGAAUCAUGAAAACAAUAUACAGAAAAACGCCGAAGAGUGGCUCGACACUCAUAGCCUCCGUCUCAGAAAUCAUGACAUCUUUGUCUACUUGGCACCGGGAUCUACCAAAUCAAUUGCGGUUUGAUCCUGCCAAAUUAAACGUUUCUCGUGAAUCUGUCUCGACAUUCCUGCAUUACCAUCAAUGCAUCAACCUCACUGCUCGGCCUCUUCUUUUUCAUGUAGUCGAGAAACGUCUACAAGGCAAUGCAAGCGACCUUGGCAAAGACUGGAGAAACGGAUUGUCUCCAACAACCAUCGCCGUUAUUGACAUGUGCGUCUCGGCAGCCAAGGACUCUGUCACCAUGAUGACCUUUGCAGCGCAGAAGGAUCUCGUGGCGACUUAUGGCUACAUGGAUGGAGAACACGCAUUCUCUGCGGCUAUCGUUCUAGUCAUGGUCUGUGUUGCCUUUCCUGCUAGCAGAUCGGAGAUCACUGCCAUGGACCAAUCACUUGAGCUCAUCCGGAGCAUGGCCGAGAGAGGUAACACACAUAUUGGCGCCAGAUAUCAACUGCUCUCUCAGCUACGCUCUCUGAUCUCGCGACCAUCUACUAAUGUCGCUUCGACACCUCCGCCAACAACGGCAGCUCAGCCGAGUACCACGUUCGUCGAUGUUGACCAGAUUUUGUCGUACGAUGCUGGAGAUGUGGACUUUGGGCUUUGGGAGGAAGGAUAUACCAACCCAGAUUUUGACAUCGAUUUCGACCUUUCACAAUGGACACAAGCUGCGCAGAAUACAUACGGCGCUCUGCCAAUGUAAUUUGGACGCUUCGUGAUAUCACUCUAGUGCUGCCCAGACAAACCAAAAGAGACUCGAAGUGAUACUAUCUCACAUGUAUAUAACGACAAAUGAACCUAACUCUUUCUUUACAUCACUAUCGCUUGAGAUAAGAGGUUUCUCCCUUUAUUUAAUGUACCUUCCUCC
Molecule: messenger RNA, 2323 nt
Organism: Aureobasidium subglaciale EXF-2481
Lineage: Eukaryota; Fungi; Ascomycota; Dothideomycetes; Dothideales; Saccotheciaceae
Exons: 3
Coding region: 215-2158 (647 amino acids)
Biological process (GO): regulation of DNA-templated transcription; DNA-templated transcription
Molecular function (GO): DNA binding; DNA-binding transcription factor activity, RNA polymerase II-specific; zinc ion binding
Source: RefSeq, a predicted model, not a curated record